Molecule: messenger RNA, 963 nt
Organism: Athalia rosae (coleseed sawfly)
Lineage: Eukaryota; Metazoa; Arthropoda; Insecta; Hymenoptera; Athaliidae
Gene: RpII15
Product: DNA-directed RNA polymerase II subunit RPB9
Exons: 3
Coding region: 125-517 (130 amino acids)
Biological process (GO): transcription-coupled nucleotide-excision repair; maintenance of transcriptional fidelity during transcription elongation by RNA polymerase II; DNA-templated transcription
Cellular component (GO): RNA polymerase II, core complex
Molecular function (GO): zinc ion binding; nucleic acid binding; DNA-directed RNA polymerase activity
Source: RefSeq, a predicted model, not a curated record
UCUAUGGUUUCAUUCAGGUUAAGGUGGGUGAACGGUGAGAGUCAGGUUGGGAUUUAAACAUGAACGCUGACUGCGAAUCAAAGGAUAAACAAUCGUGAUUGUUGUGUUGAAAUUAUUAACAACCAUGUCUAAAAUACCUGGAUAUGAUACCCACGACGAUGGUCCUGGCUUUGUCGGAAUUAGAUUUUGUCAAGAAUGCAACAAUAUGUUGUACCCAAAGGAAGAUAAGGAGAAUAAAGUGUUGAUGUAUGCGUGUAGAAAUUGCGACUUCAAACAGCUUGCAGACAGCAAUUGUAUCUACGUUAACAAAAUUAUGCACGAAAUCGAUGAGCUGACGCAUAUUGUUGCUGAUGUAAUAUCAGAUCCCACACUGCCAAGAACCGAGGAGCAUCCUUGUCCAAAAUGCAAUCACCGUGAAGCUGUAUUUUUCCAAGCCCAAACUAGGCGAGCAGAAGAAGAAAUGAGACUUUAUUACGUCUGCACAAACCAGCACUGUUCUCAUAGAUGGACAGAAUAAAUUUUACAAUACAACUGGAUCAAUUCUCUGAUCACAAACUGAACCAGCAGUUCUGUUAUUCAUGAAAAAUGAUUUAAGAACUUUCUAUUUCAGAAUAUUUACGGAGUUAACAAAAAUCCGAACAAGCCUAUUGGAAUGAAUUACUUCUAAAAAUUAUAGUAGUAUAGUAAGAUAAUAUAAGCUUUAUUUUUUAAAGAAUAUAUUCGUUGUAAUUUAAAUUAUCGAAAUUCACUAACAGGUCUGAAUUUGUUGGAACCACACAUUUAUACAAUUAAAAGAUUAAUACAUAUGUCAUUUAACAAAUUGCUCUAGAAAUGCUGUGUAAAAUAUCAAUGAGGUUUGCUAUUUCAAAAUAGGGGAAUUGCCAAUCCUCAAUCUUACAGUGUAUUCUUAUGAAGAGAUAAGAAAUAUAUGUAAUUUGUAAAAAUAUAUCAUUUUAAAAGUGA